AUGCGAAAAACGCAAAUAUGGGAAAAACGCAAAUAUGGGAAAAACGCAAAUAUGGGAAAAACCCAAAUAUGGGAAAAACGCAAAUAUGGGAAAAACGCAAAUAUGCGAAAAACGCAAAUAUGGGAAGAACGCAUAUAUGGGAAUAACGCAAAAAUGGGAAAAACGCAAAUAUGGGAAAAACGCAAAUAUGGGAAAAACGCAAAUAUGGGAAAAACGCAAAUGUGGGGAAAAGGAAAAUAUGGGAAAAACGCAAAUAUGGGAAAAACGCAAAUUUGGGAAAAACACAAAUAUGGGAAAAACGCAAAUAUGGGAAAAACGCAAAUAUGGCAAAGACGCAAAUAUGGCAAAGAUGCAAAUAUGGCAAAGACGCAAAUAUGGCAAAGACGCAAAUAUGGCAAAGACGCAAAUAUGGCAAAUCGCAAUAAUGACAAAUCACAAAUAUGGGAAAAACGCAAAUAUGGGAAACAAAUGUGGAAAAACCGAAAAUAUUGGAAAAACGCAAAAAUGGGAAAAACUCAAAUAUGGGAUAAGAUAAACUUGUGGUAG
Molecule: messenger RNA, 546 nt
Organism: Schistocerca cancellata (South American locust)
Lineage: Eukaryota; Metazoa; Arthropoda; Insecta; Orthoptera; Acrididae
Exons: 1
Coding region: 1-546 (181 amino acids)
Source: RefSeq, a predicted model, not a curated record